GCAAAAAGGAGGGCGUCAGUGAGAUAGCGCAAGCACGAAAUAAAUUACGAAAUAUUUUUGUUUGUGAAAAACGUUAAUUAAUAAUAGGUAGGAACAAAAUAAAUGUGUAGACAAUAAAUUUGACAAUUUAAGUAUUCGAAUACUGGCUUAAUAUAUUCAUCAUCGAAUCGAGAUGGUGCGAAGUAGCGACAAGGAUAGACAUCAUCGACGAAGAUCCAGGUCGAGGUCGAGGUCUAGAUCGGCUGAGCCUGAGAAAAAACGACGACGAUCCAGAAGCAGGGACCGGGAGAGAGACAGGGACAAGGGACGUCACCGAGAGCGGAGGAGUCGUUCGCGAGACAGAGAUAGAGAGAGGAGUGACAGAAGGGAACGUUCCGAAAGGGAUAGGGAUCGCGAGAGAAAACGUGGAGACAGUAAAGAAAAGCGUCUUACAGGCUCAAAGUCUUCGCGCUCUGGCAAAGAGCGAUCAAACAGGUCUCGGUCACGUGAUAGAAAGGAUAAAGAGAAGGGUAAAGGUUGUCCAAAACCUAUCAAGUCUUGGGCGCAAUGUGGCGUGACUAAGAAAGAAUUAGAAGUGUUGAAAAACUUGGUUACGAAAAACCAACACCCAUUCAAUGCCAAGCAAUUCCAGCAUAUCUGGUCCUCUUAUAG
Messenger RNA from Nylanderia fulva, 651 nucleotides. The record is from RefSeq and is a predicted model, not a curated record. Lineage: Eukaryota; Metazoa; Arthropoda; Insecta; Hymenoptera; Formicidae.